Molecule: messenger RNA, 768 nt
Organism: Histoplasma mississippiense
Lineage: Eukaryota; Fungi; Ascomycota; Eurotiomycetes; Onygenales; Ajellomycetaceae
Exons: 4
Coding region: 1-768 (255 amino acids)
Source: RefSeq, a predicted model, not a curated record
AUGGCUAGCCAUAUUGACUUAACACUAAUCAACCCUUUCGUUGCGUUCUGUUUCAAAUCUGAAACACAGAAGUUCGCUUUUGGUCUACGGUACGGCGAGGAACAUGACCUUCAACCGCCGGAGAAUCUUGCCGUGUCAUCGUCAUAUGAGCAGACCACAGCCCCUCCUGUUAUGUCCUCGCUACCUAAUCGGUCAAAACCAUCAGUUGGAUCGGUGUCAGCUUCCGGGAAUGAUAACCAUACACAUGGAGUGAACGUCGGGUCAUUUUCACUUCCCACAGAUAAGCACUUCGUAAAGUCGAUGGCUGUGGAAAUGGACUUGUCAGAGGCCAGCACCAUAAGCGAUCGCCAGUACCUGUCCUCUGACCAUCCGACCCCAGGCACAAACCAGUCAUCGAGCAGUUCGAUUUCCCCGCGUAUUAUAGACCAACCAUCGCCCCCCGUUCAACAACACCACAAACGGCAACAGCUCCAGAGACCAAAUCCCAAUGCAUAUGUCCCCGACCUCCCUCCCUCCCAAUUUGAAUCCAGCCUUGACAACAAUACUGGAACUGCUUAUGCAAACUACUUUACCCCUGGAAAUCCACCCCCAAACACCGCUGGAUUUGAAAACCCUUUUGCCUUUCCCGCUGGAUGGAACACUCGGGGUACCCACCAGCCAUCCUCGGCAUCUACCUCUGCAGAACUCGUUGAUCAUAUACCAAACCUUGACAAUAUUACCUGGCCUGGUGGAGUAGAUCCCCUGUCCUGGGAAACCUAUCAGGGCUAA